Messenger RNA from Pomacea canaliculata, 2348 nucleotides. RefSeq names its product mitochondrial carnitine/acylcarnitine carrier protein-like. Bases 154 to 1053 code for a protein of 299 amino acids. The transcript has 8 exons. Gene Ontology annotation, biological process: carnitine transmembrane transport; mitochondrial transport. The record is from RefSeq and is a predicted model, not a curated record. NCBI's taxonomy places the organism in Eukaryota, Metazoa, Mollusca, Gastropoda, Architaenioglossa, Ampullariidae. Gene Ontology annotation, molecular function: O-acyl-L-carnitine transmembrane transporter activity. Gene Ontology annotation, cellular component: mitochondrial envelope.
GCAUACAGACAUCAGUCCAUCAAUACACGUCCGUGAUAGUACUCUGCACGUGUUGUUCUUUGUGCGGAUGAAUACAACUGGUCGAAGAGCAAGCGGAAGUUGUGUACCAAAAUUCGUCUGCCUACACUCAGGAGGCCUAAGCGGGAAAGCAUCAUGCCGAAAGCUAGCCCGAUCAAAGAUUUCUUGGCUGGUGGUGUCGGUGGCGUCUGCUGCGUGGUGACAGGCCAUCCACUGGACACUAUAAAGGUCCGACUGCAGACCAUGCCAAAGCCACUGCCUGGGCAAGCACCCCUGUAUUCAGGAACUUUUGAUUGUGCCAAACAGACAAUUGUAAAAGAGGGUUUUAGAGGACUGUACAAGGGAAUGGGAGCACCACUAGCAGGUGUAGCGCCAAUAUUUGCCGUCUGCUUCUUCGGCUAUGGGGUAGGGCGCAGGCUUCAGCAGAAAAAUCCUGAUGAGGAAUUAACUUACUUUCAGAUCUUCAAAGCUGGCAUGUUGGCUGGUGUUUUCACGACACUAAUUAUGGCACCAGGGGAGAGAAUAAAGUGUCUCUUGCAGAUCCAGCAAGCAUCCUCUGGCAAAGAGCGAAAGUAUGCUGGUCCCAUAGACUGUGCCAAACAGCUUUAUAGAGAAGGGGGUAUUCGGAGUGUGUAUCGGGGAACCGCUGCAACACUGUUACGUGAUGUGCCAGCUUCUGGCAUGUACUUCAUGACCUAUGAGUGGCUGCAACGUGUUCUUACACCAGCUGGUCACAGCCGGGGUGAUCUAAGCAUAGGACGGACCCUGUUUGCUGGAGGUAUGGCUGGUGUCUUCAACUGGUUGGUUGCUAUUCCCCCUGAUGUGCUGAAAUCUCGUCUGCAGACUGCACCUCAUGGAACAUAUCCUAAUGGUAUUCGGGAUGUAGCCAGGCAGCUGUUGAGGGAGGAAGGAAUCAUGGCACUGUACCGUGGAGUUACACCAGUUAUGCUUCGAGCAUUUCCAGCCAAUGCUGCCUGCUUUGUGGGAUAUGAGAUUGCCCUCAAGUUUUUAAAUUGGCUUGCUCCUGGUUUAUGAUCUUCUUAUUCAUCUAGAUACUUAGUGCUGUUUUUAUUUAAAACCUCCCUUCUAUGCUAUCAAGAGAAGCUGAAUAAUAUAUUUUUCUCUGAAAAUGAAUGACAUGAAAGUGUUGCUGCCUUUUCAUGUUUGUGUAAUUGUCUUUUUGUACUGACAUUCUUUAUAAUAAUUACAAAUCUGUUAGUGUUCACUCUUUUGUAUUUAGUGCCUUGAUUAUAACUUGUAUAUUACACUUUGUGAAAUAUUUUGUGAAUUAAGUUGUAAGAGAUUUUGUUUGUGGACAGGUAUAUGUAAUAAUUAUUUUGUUGGAUUAUGUCUAGCCACAAAAUAUAUAUAUACCAUACAUUUUAUUGGUGUCUGACAUUCCUAUUAGCUAGAAUCAAAUCAGUUUGAUUUUCUGUUUCUUAAAUUUUUAUUAUAAGCAUCAUUAUUCGGCACUUUAAGAAUCAUCUUUUAAAAAAGUGUGCUGUGGAAAACAAUCAAUGUGGUAUGCCAUGUGGAUCUUACCAGAUGAACUUGCAACAUAGAUUUAUUGAAAAUAAGAACCAGAAAUUUAUGGCAAUGAAAAAAAAGCAACAUUUAUGAUAAAUUUCCCGUCAGAAGUGGAAUCUUUGCAAAAUGUCUAAAACAUCUGAAUGCUUUCGUGACUUGAAUGUAGUUAAAAUAGUAUGGUCAUUGAAAAAGUAAUGAAAACCACUAGCAUUAUGUUUUGAUUUAUUUUUUUUUUUUUUUUAAUAUAUAUAAGAAUGAUAAGGGGUCAGUCUGGUGGCACAACUUUCAACCCAUACAUUGAGGAUUGGGUUUAGAUUUUGUCUUGGGCACGCUGUUCAUUUUCUGCAUAUGGUACUUGUUUAGAGGGCUGGCUGCUCUGCCGUGAUAUAGCUUUAGUUACCGGCUCAACACAAAACAGCAAUCCUCCUCCAUUUCUUGCUCCCCAUGAAAGAUAUGUGACCUAGUUUGUGCUGUCUGAUUUGUAAAGUAUUUUUAGUUAUUAAUCUGUAUAUACCAUUAUUGGUUAGUUGAGAUGCACGCUUUGUAAUGCAACAACUUUAAAAAAAAAAAGAAAGGACACAUUGUCUUAAGUAUCUGUGGAUAUUCUGUAAUGUUGUAGUUAACUUUAUACAGCAUAUCACUCUCUCAUGAAUAAAUUUUUUUAAAUAUUAAUGUGUGUUUAUGAAUGAUCCAUGUACUCCCAACACAAACACAAAGAAUAAUUUUUCAAAAAUAAUUCAUUUCACUGCACAAAAGCAAAUGAGCAUAUGCUUCUGGAAUGACCUAAAAAGAAUUGAACCUAG